AUGGAUGAAACAACAACAUUGCAAAUAGAAGCAAAGCUGGAACGAGAACGAACAAAUAUUGCGCUUCUCGAACAAAACUUGGAAAAAUACAAUUCUUUGACAAUUAAUGCAAGCAACAUUUUGCAAAAUUUCGAGCAAAGAUUAUUGAAGGUAGAACAAAAUGUCUUUCCUCUUUAUAAUGUCACCAAGUCACUCGAAUGUCAACAGAAAAAUUUGGAUGUUGUUAUCAAGAAACUUGAUGGAGUUUUGCAACAUUAUUCGUGUUCACAAGAAAACUUCAACAUUAUUCAGUUAGGUCCAGAUAGUGAGAACAUUGGAUUAUAUUUAGAAGCACUUAAUAAACUGAAACGAGCUAAAGAUUAUUUCUUGACGACUGGAACUGGAACAGUCGAACUUGAAAAUGUCACGCAUCUUUAUAACAACGGAUGUGACGUUCUUAAUCAAUAUUUCAAACAACUCAUAAGAAGACACAGCUCACCACUCAAACCAAUCGAUCUCAUCGAUUUGAUAUACAUGGAAGAAGAUACGUCUGAUGAUAACUCGCAAUAUUCCGCAUCGUCGAUCCGACAACUUCCACAAGAAACUCGUAAAGAACUAAAAAUUAUCGUCGAUUGGCUUGAUGAGAAUCUUCGUCGGGAAUAUAUGACAAUUUACAGCGAUGAAAGGUCUGACAUUAUUUAUCGCUCUCUUAUAAUGUUGAAGGAUCAUCAAAAAGCGAGUAGCCUUGGAAAUGAUUCUGGAAUGAAAGUCAAAUCUUAUGGAAGACUUUCACUCAAUGAUAGCGGAGGAAAGAAAAAACUUCAAAGUAUCUUCGAGAAGAAAGCAAAUAAAAUGUUUGCAAAAGCAAAUUUGUUGAAGAAGCCUUUAAAUUUGAGUAAUGAUAACUUUCUUAACGAAGACAUGUAUGGAGAGAAUAACGAUAUGGAAUUGGAGAAAUAUUUAGUUUUGCUUCUCGGGCUUCAAAAGCUUCUUGUACUUGAGCGACAAAUUCUUAAUGAAAUAAUUCCAUCAUCACGACAAAAUGAAGUUUUCUUCAAUGUUGGUAUGACAUCAAUCGACAUGAUUGUGAAAGACGCUGAAGCAAUUACAAGUCGCGUAAUGAAGUCAAUUUCCAAGAAAGAAUGGUCAGCAGCACUUGGAGUAUUCUCAGCAAUGAAGCAUGUUAAUUUACUUCAACCUGACAUCGAAAAAAUCUGCAAUCAAGAGCAGAAAAGUCAAUUGAGUGGCGUAAUGAAUCGGUUUCAUUCAACUGGAAAAUCAGCUUUGGAUCAAUUCAUUGACUCGAUCAAGAGCGAAGGAAGUUCAAGUCAAGUUCCACUCACUUCGACUGGUAGUUUUCCCAAAGAUGCAACAGUUCAUCAACUAACUUCCGAUACGAUUUGGUUCCUUGAACAUCUUUAUCCAUACUACGAUAUUAUCGGACCUGUUCUUAUCAACGACACGGUUUAUUCACAACCAUUGCAACAAAUAAUGAACUUCAAAUCUUUCAAUGAUGAUCAGAAAAAUCGUGCACUUUGCGGGAUUUAUUUCCGUAAAGUUUUAACUGAAUUAAAUUUUACUAUCAUCACAAAAGCUGAUCAGAUUUACAACAACGACGCAACUUGUCAACUCUUCAAACUUAACAACAUUUAUUACAUUUUGAAAAGCUUACAGCGAAAUAAUUUACUUGAUGUUGUUAAGUUCACUGAAGUUGAUUCCGAGAAGCGAUAUUUGAAGAUGAUUGACGAUUUGAAACAUGCUUAUCAACAGACAUGGCAAAAGCUUUUAGUGCACAUUACUCCGAUUGAAGACUGUCCAAAAGCUUCCGGUGGAAAAUUAAAAGAUAAAGAUCGUGCGAUUGUAAAAGAGAAAUUUGCGAACUUCAAUAGAGAGUUUGACGAAAGUUGUCGAAAUCAAAGAUCAAUUUCUGUUCCAGAUAUUUUACUUCGUGAGGGUUUAAAGCGUGAUAACUCUGAGACUUUAGUUCCACAUUAUAAUGCGUUUUAUGAUCUUUACGCCGACGUUGAGUUUGCGAAGAAUCGUGAAAAAUAUGUUCGUUACACGCCACAUCAUUUCGCUAUGGCAUUAAUGUCAAUAUUUGAUGAUCGAAAUU
This is a messenger RNA of Clunio marinus, 2092 nucleotides long. The record is from the annotation of a GenBank genome assembly. Lineage: Eukaryota; Metazoa; Arthropoda; Insecta; Diptera; Chironomidae.